Messenger RNA from Colletotrichum graminicola M1.001, 1707 nucleotides. RefSeq lists its product as uncharacterized. Lineage: Eukaryota; Fungi; Ascomycota; Sordariomycetes; Glomerellales; Glomerellaceae. The transcript has 3 exons. The record is from RefSeq and is a predicted model, not a curated record. Bases 1 to 1707 code for a protein of 568 amino acids.
AUGGGCUCAUCGGAAGCGAUGGGGCCGGACACGCCAUCCGCCAGAUCGACUGCGCCUCUCCUUGUCCUUGAGGGACGGCCCCGUAGGAAGAGCCUCAACGUGCAAUUCAAACUUGCGAAACUCCGGCAGCGUAUGUGGGAUAAGAGACAGUGGAAGAAAGCUGCAACGGCCGCGUUGAAGGAUGUCGGAGCCGUCGACUGGUUCGCGACUAUGAUCUCAAUAUUUGCCCUAGGAUGGAUCACAGCACUCAUUCUUCUAACCUUCUUCCUCGGUAUCUCGUCCAUUGCAUGGGGCUCUAAUGCCUGUCAACCAGAUGGCAACUUCGAUGUUUUUCAGAAUGCCUAUAACCUUUGGUCGGCAUCUGGGUUCUUCCAGAUCACGUUGGGCUGGGGCAGGUUGUCUUUCGCAGACGCGAAGGCCAUUGACGUUGCGUGGGACAUUGUGUUUGGCCGCGGCGGUCAAGCCUUGCUUGCGUCGACCUCUUGGAGAGCGUUCGCAGACUACACUGCAGUCUCCAUGCAAGCCAGGCCUGUGACCUACCAGACGUUCCAGACGAUUUUCCUCCAGGACCAACCCGGCAUUUGGCCAACGUUCUACCUCGCACGCGAUUUUGUUCGUUCUCGUGGAUUGCAAUCUCGAGUAAUGAUGACUAUCAUGGUCUUUGUUGCGGUUUUCAUUCUGCUGUUCCCUACACUUGGAAGUGCAAUGACGGGAUACUCGGCAAACAAUGACGCUUAUAUCAUAGGAUAUGACGGCAGCCUGAAACCGUUUUCCGAUUUCAAAGUUGCCGCGUACGUCAUUCAUGAAGCCCACAGAAUUAACAUGACUGGCGAUGUUGUGCUCACCUAUUAUGCCGUACGAGAUGUCCAGAAAUACGGAUUUUACGGACUGGAGGAUAAAGAAUCUACUUGGAUGGGUCGAUCUCUUCCAGCGCCCAUCCUCAACAUCUCAGCAACAUGGCUGCUUCCAUCUGGAGAGAUGUACGGCUGGAACUGGACCGACCCUCGCACAGGCCAGCAACCAUUCAAAGACGGAAAUCAGGCGACUUACGCAUUUGGGAAUGAAAUCUACCCCCUCAGCUAUGUGAAAGGAUACGGAAGCUGCCAGCCCACGAGAGAACGUGAUUCCAUCGCCGAAUCUGUGCGUGAAAGCUACGAAUGGGGCUUCUCAUACCUUCAGCUGUUUAUUCUGAUAACCCUCUUGCUGGUCUGGACCCUCUGCAUUGCCUACAUGUGGAUCAAGGCUCGUCUGACGAUGCGGAUGAGGCGGACAUACGACGUGCCAAAAGAGUAUAAGGGUGUUUUGGAGCUGUCCGAUGCCAUUCGGAAACAACUCCAAGAGUCCGACCCGGACGACCUCUCCCACAACCAGCUCCGCGAGGAGAUCAAGAAGCGCCUGGGGGGGGGAAGCAUCGAGCUCGAUAGAGUAGACGCGCCGGAAACGUACGACCUCUGGCGAGGGACGUGGGCGUAUUGCAAAGACGAAAAAUGGUGGCUAUUCGCCAUACUGGGCAUGCUGGGACCCUGUGUGGCGCUUACCUUGUACGAUAAUUCCUUCGGAUGGUGGAUGCUCGUUCCUAUACUCACCGCAAUACUUGCCAUGCUCGUGGGCCGCUCGAUAGAGAGUAGAUGUGUUCUCGUUCUUGUCGGUGUUAGCCUGGGCACCGUCAUAUUUUUGGGAGCCUGGUAUGGUCAGCGGAGGUCCUAA